Cololabis saira (Pacific saury) is the source of this 2404-nucleotide messenger RNA. RefSeq names its product synaptoporin a (gene synpra). Gene Ontology annotation, cellular component: synaptic vesicle; synaptic vesicle membrane. The coding region runs from base 77 to 892 and encodes 271 amino acids. Lineage: Eukaryota; Metazoa; Chordata; Actinopteri; Beloniformes; Belonidae. The transcript has 6 exons. The record is from RefSeq and is a predicted model, not a curated record.
CACAUCGGUGUCUUGGCUCGCGGUUUGAGUCUUUCCACAUCUGCUCAAACAAAUAGACAACAGUCUUGCUGCUGACAUGGAAACCGCCAACCAGCUUGCUUCUGCGGGGACAUUUCAAGUGCUCAAAUUGCCUUUAGGAUUUAUCCGUGUUUUGGAAUGGCUCUUUUCCAUUUUUGCUUUCGCAACCUGUGGUGGCUACUCAGGGCAGCUGCGCGUCAGCGUGGACUGCAUGGAGAAGGCCAGCAGCAACCUGAGCAUCCCCAUUGACUUUGCUUAUCCUUUCAGGUUGCACCAGGUGUCCUUCGAAGCACCUGUGUGCGAGGCCAUGAUGAGGGAUCGCGUCUUUCUCAGCGGGGACUACUCAUCCUCUGCUGAGUUCUUCGUCACCAUCUCUGUCUUUGCCUUCCUCUAUUCCCUCCUAGCCACCAUUGUCUACAUGUUCUUUCUCAAUAAGUACCGUGAUAACAGUCGAGGACCACUAAUUGACUUUGUAGUGACAGUGGUGUUCUCCUUCAUGUGGCUGGUCAGUUCCUCUGCCUGGGCCAAGGCCUUGUCUGAGGUGAAGCUUGCCACGGAUCCAGAGGAGGUGCUGCUCCUCAUCCCUGCCUGCAAAAGCAUGACCAACAGGUGCAGCUCUGCACAAGGACCUCGCUGGUCCGGCCUCAACACCUCAGUUGCUUUUGGCUUUCUCAACUUUGUUCUAUGGGCUGGAAACAUCUGGUUUGUCUUCAAGGAGACCGGUUGGCACAAGGGCACUUCAAGGUUAGAAGCCGGAGCAUCUGAGAAGCAGGCCGGGACCUUUAACCAGCAGCCCCACAGUCAGGGAAGCUUUGAGCAGCCAUCUGAGUACAGUCAGGUUGGAGGUCCCACCACUUACCCCAAUCAAAUGUAGCUGCCGUGUCAUUUCAGGAGUGGCACCAGUACAUCUUCAAACACAGUCAGGGGUUGGGGUGAUGGGUUAUUGAUAGGAGGAAGGUAGCGUUUGUCACCUGUGUGAAAAACAAAAACGUGGUCAUAAAGUGGUGACCCAGCACACCCAUUGUAAAUACUGUAUUGUUGGGUGUUGAACAGAAUUAUUAGAUGUAGUCUUUUACUUGUUUUCCUUAAGAUGUUGUGUUUCCUGAAUGUUGUAUUUCCAGUAGUUUGAAACGCAUAAGCGAGUUUGUCUCUUUGUGCUUAAUCAAUAUUGUUUUGACACAAACUGGUUUGCACUCCGUCUUUGAAAGGGAAAGUAAUCGUUGUACAAUUUUUAGAAUGCAUGCUGCUGUAAAUGUAAUUAUAAGCUCUGUUAAGCAACGUAAAAAAAAAAAUUAAAAAAAAACACAAAAAAAAAUUGCAUUUUGUGUCUGAAAGUUUACAUAAAUCGCAAAGCCCUGACAGGUUGCUGAUAGCGUAUCAGGUAUUUUAAUCUUUUUCAAAUCAAGCUAAACAGGGAAUAUAUUUUGAUGUCUAUUUCUUAUUCAAAUAUGGAUUAGAAGUGUGAUGAGGAGUUAUUUUUAGUUCUUUUUUUAUUUGUUUCAGAUGUAUUACAAUUUCUCUCUGACUUUUUAAUUUUGUAUAAUGUCAGGAAGUCUAAAUACCAAAAGCAAUAAAAGCAUUCUGUAAAAUACACCACACAGGGUUUGUGCAAGAAAAGACAAAUGUACUGUAUAUGUAAAGACUGCAGCAUGCAGUUUGUCCCCGUAGUCUAAUAUUCUUUUGCAGAAAUGCUACAGUGCUGAUAUUUUAUUUAGAAUGCCAUAAAGAGGGACCGUGAAUCCCUUUUUUGUUUACAAGUGGCUUCUUCUACUGCUGAUUACAGACUGUUUUUUACACUUUCUUCAGACUACUUUGAAAUUCAUAACUCAAGUUGCACCUUUCUAAAUGUCCAGGUAUGUAUAACCCCUGCUAGAAACUGCAUCAGUACCACAAUGGUAAAAUAAAAAUAAUGACAAUAACAUGUGGGCCAUUCUUAUAUAAAUAACACACUUUUGUUCUGUACAGCCAUAUUCUUUGUAGUUCAUGUGUUCUAAAAUCCGGCUCAGAAGAUGGUGUUUGGUUGCUUUUUAUUUUAAAAUAACAUGGCUUGUGCAACCCUGUGUUUCAACCUCUUAAGCAUGUAGCUUGCAUUAGUGUAAUAAAGUAAAUUAAACCUCUUUGUAUGUAUAAUAAUGUGACAUCCAUUACUAACCGGCAGGGAACUUCCUGCUAAUAAAGAUGUACAAAUUUUCCCAGUUGCCCAUCUUUGCAUCCCCAUUCAGGUCUAGUUACUUAAUUUGUGUGGCCGUCAUCAAAUUUCUGACCUGCAGGCUUGGUGUCCCUCAGAAAAUAUGCAGAAUUUCCAAAAAGCUAAACCUUCUUCUCACGUAACCAUAAACAUUUAACUCAUUCCUGUGUUAAGAAGCUUCCCUGAUGUUUUGAAAUG